AUGUCUCUCUCGAGCCGCGUUCAUGUCGCAAUCAUCAUCCGCGUUCUCAUAGCGCUCGUGACCGCCACCGUCUUCCAACCCGAUGAAUACUACCAGUCCCUCGAGCCUGCCCAUCAUAUAGUAUUUGGAUAUGGACAUUUAACUUGGGAAUGGCUCAACCCUCGUCCGAUCCGCAGCAUUCUUUAUCCCGCUUUGAAUAUUCCUCUCUACUGGCUUCUAAAAGCGACCCAUCUCGAUGAAGUCGGGGUUUUCGGGGAUUGGCUUGUGAUCAACCUCCCUCGUCUGCUGCACGGCACAUUCGCUGCUCUCACGGACAUAUUUCUCUGCUCGCUGACGAGAAGAGUACUCGGCCAGAGCUAUGUCCCUACUGCACUACUCGUGUCGCUGUCUUCCCUCUUCCACGCACUGUCACUCUCUCGUUCUCUGUCGAACUCCCUUGAGACCUCUCUGACUAUCAUUGCCCUCUCAAACUAUCCAUGGCUAAUUAGGCCGAAUGUCGCACUCGACAGGUCUCAACUGAGAAAAACCCUCUGUUCUGCUGCCUUGGCCUGUGCCAUCCGCCCGACCAACGCCGUCAUCUGGGUGUACCUGUUUGCAUAUAUGCUUUGGCAACUGAAAGGAUCUUGGCCCGCUUCCUUCAUUGUCGCACAGGACGGCAUUCUCAUAGGAGCUUCCACUCUUGUGACUGUAUUCCUGCUCGACAGCUGGUACUAUCGGCAUCCUACAUUUACCCCGUGGAAUUUCCUGGCGACGAAUCUAUCGAACGUUUCUCUCUUCUACGGAGGGAACCCAUGGCAUUAUUAUAUCUCGCAAGCAAUCCCCAUCAUGUGCACUACCUCGCUCCCCUUCGCGCUUCACACGAUCUGGCGAAUUGUUAACGGCAAAGAAUCGCGGCCGUUAGCUAGGUCGUUCCACGACCUCUCUCAGCGAAAGGGUUUCGCGCUCAAUCCACAACAACUCAAAAUCCUGCUUCUCUUCACUUUGCCGGCAACGUGCUAUAUCGUUCUACUUUACUGCAGCGGCCCAAUUGAGGUGAUGGCGUUCUUACGAGGUUUACCGCGUCAGGAGCUGGCCACUGGAGGUGUCGGCUUCCUGAUGCCCUGCCAUUCGACACCGGGGCAGGCAUAUUUGCACAGACCAGAACUUGCGGAUGGAAAGCUGUGGGCCUUGGGAUGCGAACCUCCCCUGCAAAACCAAGAUUUGGCCGCAUACCGCGACCAGACGACGGUAUUCUUUGAGUCGCCCUAUGACUACCUGGCGAAGCGAUUUCCGGACAUGGUUGACCCGACUUUUCCUGUCUCUGCAUUCCCAAGGUCAAUACCGGGCACGCGAGACGCAGUCGAUUAUGCGUGGGUGCACGCGUGGCCGCAACAUCUCGUCUUUUUUGGGGCACUACUCGAAGCGCAGGGUGUGAGAAGUCUAUUGGAAGCACGGGGGUACAAGGAGGUAUGGGCGGCAGGACGGUCAUGGGAGGGCGACAGCGAUGAGAGAAAGGGUGGCGUAAAAGUCUGGAAGUAUGCUUCGUCGUCAUAG
Molecule: messenger RNA, 1533 nt
Organism: Mycena indigotica
Lineage: Eukaryota; Fungi; Basidiomycota; Agaricomycetes; Agaricales; Mycenaceae
Product: Mannosyltransferase
Exons: 7
Coding region: 1-1533 (510 amino acids)
Biological process (GO): GPI anchor biosynthetic process
Cellular component (GO): endoplasmic reticulum membrane
Molecular function (GO): alpha-1,2-mannosyltransferase activity
Source: RefSeq, a predicted model, not a curated record